Molecule: messenger RNA, 1760 nt
Organism: Mixia osmundae IAM 14324
Lineage: Eukaryota; Fungi; Basidiomycota; Mixiomycetes; Mixiales; Mixiaceae
Exons: 2
Coding region: 427-1407 (326 amino acids)
Source: RefSeq, a predicted model, not a curated record
GGUUGCCUCCGUCGAAGACGACAUGCCUGUCUCGGUCAGCAGCCUAUGAGCUUAUUCCAUCCACUUCAAAGACCUUUCCUCGUCAUUGCGCCACAUCUCUGCUCCCUGUCGUGAGAUGGCUGCAUGUCACUGGACCAGUCAUAGCAUCUACAAACGCCUUUUUCAGCUGUUCGUGCAGCCGUUGUUAGCGGAAGCUCGUCGCCGUCAACUUCACAUGGGGGCUGCAGUGUCUUCUGCGCAGCUCAUAGAUGCGCCGCGCCGAGUGAUUCGCGCCUACUACCGUCGGCCGCGUCGAAGCCAUGACAAUGUUUGAUCGCACGGCAGCUAAAGAUUGUGUCGCCUUCGACGCGCUUACGAGCUUCGACGCUCUGCUUUUCGUCAUGCAUAGCAUCAUCCUUCUUUUCAUCUCAUCAAUUGAAUAGCAGUAUGCGAGCCGAGUCGGUUCACAAGUCAAUGCGAGCAGCCAAAGACGCUGCACGGACUGCUCAACGACGUCGCGAGGAACACAUACUCGCUGAAAUCUCUACACAAGGCCUACUUCACUUGACAUACCCCCUGGCAGAUACUCCCGCCCAGGUACCGACCAACCCUACCGUGUACUGGCCGGAGGAACGCUCGCCACAGAUCAGCUACUUGGACAAACGCGAGGAGGAUCUUCCUGCUGCUAUGCUACGCGAAACGGCUCAGCAUGACGGACUGAUCUAUCCCCCUCACCGUAUUGAUGCACUGACUACCUACGCGGCCUGGCUCAGCUCUAUGGUCUCUGGCGCAGCCAGGCUACCAUGGGCCACUGACGAGCUGACCACGAUGGUCGACGCCUUCGUCACAAAGGAUGCUUGCCGUGAUCUUGGCCACGUUCCAACCCUGGCCGAAGUCUUGACUGCCGCCCAUCUGAUACGCUACAGGUACCAUCAGCUCGUUAGAUGGUCAGCAAACCAUCCUUGGACGAUCUACUCGAACGAUGAAGAUGUACAGCUGCUAUGGCCUUCCAUCAAGAUUGCGGAUCUACAGGACUGCGUACCAUUGAGCCUCUUGCAUUUCACUCUAUCGCCCUGGGUCACCAAAGCUCUCAUUCGCCGCAUCGUGCGCAAGUCUCGCUGUACCCUAGAAGCCGCUCAGGGCUAUCGUCUGACGGAUCGUGCACUGUGCAACAUCAUCGACGGCCGUGACGCCAUGCCAGACAAUAUCGAACUUCAGCUCAAGGACAUCGCUAUCUGGACAACGCGAGCGAUGAUCGACUCUGCAGAUGGUCGUCUCCGCUGCACAAAAUUGGAGUGUACCACUCGCACAAGCUGCUCCACAGGUCUCUGUAGACAGCACGACACUGCCGUACAUCGCGCCGCCGUAGGCUUUCGUUCACAGCCCGCAAACAGUCGAACGGCUGAUACUCGGCAGAUGAAGGAGUGAAGCUAUCGUUGUGACCGCGGAAAUGAAGAUCCAAUCGCUUGCAUCUGAUGCUGCUAUACACAGUGUCUGCAUGAUACCGAACCGUUGCGCUCUUGCCUAUGUCUCGUACCUUUGGAAGGUCUGUCCACAUUACGGGUAGCUCAUAGUUUCGACUGCCUUGCCUCCUCCUGGUAUGGCUCCUUCUUCACUCGCUCGCGUAAGACGCGUCUGAGGAUCUUGCCAGAGGCCGACUUGGGGAUCUCUUCGAUGAAGAUGAUGCCUCCGCCGAGUCUGAAGUGCUUCGGAACACGCGAUGUGACGUGAUCCUGUAUUGCCUUUUUGUAUGCCGCUUCGUUCUUCGCGGCCGCGGUCGG